Molecule: messenger RNA, 2604 nt
Organism: Hypomesus transpacificus
Lineage: Eukaryota; Metazoa; Chordata; Actinopteri; Osmeriformes; Osmeridae
Product: cytochrome c oxidase subunit 4 isoform 1, mitochondrial
Exons: 5
Coding region: 179-703 (174 amino acids)
Biological process (GO): mitochondrial electron transport, cytochrome c to oxygen
Source: RefSeq, a predicted model, not a curated record
GGAUACCACUAAAGUCUCUACCAGGAGUGGUUCCUGAAAGCGACUGAUUGGCUGUCCUUACUGAUAGCAUGGACACCUGACUUGACCUCAGCAGCCGCAAUUAUAAAUGGUCCAUGAGCUGAAUCUUUGAAAGCACGUAGGCAAUUCACACUGAGAAUAGAUACAUCAGGAAAUUAAGAUGCUGACAUCCAGAUGUUUAGCUCGCGGAUUGAGGAACGGCCUCUGGAGGAGCCUGUCCUCCAGCAGCAGCGCGCGGGCCGCGCACACUAAAGUGACGGCAGACGUCCUGGACUGCACCGUGCCUCAGUAUAACAACCGUCUGGACACGCCCCUCCCGGACGUUCCGUUUGUGCAGAACCUGAAUGAGCAGCAGACGCAGCUGAAGGAGAAGGAGAAGGGACCCUGGACCAAGCUCACCAAGGAAGAGAAACUGGCACUAUACCGUUUGAGCCAUGAGCUGACCUACCCUGAGAUGCGCCAGGGGACUGGGGAGUGGAAGAGUGUGCUAGGGGGGGUCUUCAUCUUCCUGGGACUCUCAGGCCUUUUAGUCUGGUGGCAGAGAGUCUAUGUGUUCGGUGACGUGCCCCACACCCUGUCUGAGGAGUGGGUGGAGAAGCAGACUCAGAGGAUGUUAGACAUGAGGGUGAACCCCGUCCACGGCUUCUCCUACCACUGGGACUACGAGAAAAAACAGUGGAAGUAGGAAGAUUACACAUACAUGUGUUUGUGUGUGUUUUUAUGCUUGUCUCGGUGCGUGUGUUGACACGAGCAACAGUCUGAAGUUGCAUUUCUCAAAAACAUAAGCCUUACUGAUUCCUUAAGCCAAUUAAAAGAUAAGAUGUUUAACUAAAACAUUAGUAGUCUUUUCAUGUUAUGAAUAGAGGUAAUACAUCUUUUGACAUUGAGUAGAGCACGUUGAGUUCUGGAACCUUUGACGAAAAAAAUAAAAGAAAUUGUAUGUAUAAAUUGUGUUUCGAAGCCAUAUUAGAUUUAAAGUGAGCAAACUUUGUGUCCUCUGAGAGACCAUUUGGAGCACAGAACAUACACAAUAGACACACAUUAAAAGCAUAUCAAACAACUUAUUAGAGGGAUUUCAGGACGUUUUAUGAUGAGUGUAGUCUGGAUAAAUCUUACAUAAUUUGAGGAUGUUAAUUUCGUCCGCAUGCAUCAAAUUUACAUCUAGAAAAAGCAAAGCCUUUUUAACUGUCUCUGUCCUAUUCCCACGGCUUACAUUAAGCAGACAGAAAUUCCACCCCCGUCAUCACAUUCUGACGCCCGCAAGAGAAGCCGCCUCAGCCGCCCUCCGAUCCACCAAUUACCGAGCACCGAUCCACACAACUCCAAACCACCACGGGCCUGUAGCCUAACUAGCCAACUAAUUGCCAACUAUAAACACCCCUCACGCUUUCAUUCACAUGAUUUAAAAUUCUCCUUCUUCUCUUUCUUGACUUUAGCUCUUCAUGCAUUGAGACAGCGAUUUGUAAUGCAAAAGGAGGGAGAGGUAGAGAAUCAGAUAAAUGCAAAUGAUAGAGUAAAAAGAAGAGAUAAUUAUAUAUAUAAAACAUAUACACAAUAUGUAUGACGGUGGACAUUCCCCCAGAGGUCAUUUUCACCAGCUUGAUCAUCACAGUUAGUUUCUCUUCAGCAUCUUUCUCUUAAUCAUCAUCGUCAUCAUCAUCAUCAUCAUCACGACUCCUCUCUCUCAGGGUAUUGCAUUUAUUCAGAGACUUCAUUAAAUAGUAAUAAAAUACCACUGUAUGUUAUAUGAAUAAGAUACUAGAUGAAGACAUUAUGAGAAGAAUUAUCCAUAUCAUGACUGUGUUCUAUUGGCUCUAUUUAAUUAAUAUUUUGAUCUCAUAGCUAUAGUCAUUUACACAGCUAAAGCCAUUUCCUAUAGGAUUCAUUACACCCCUUUGUUAUCGGGCGCUGAAGAGAAGGAGAAAAGACAGAAAGUUCAAAGGGGGCUUAACGAUGCGAUGUGUCGGUCGUGAUAAGACACAAGGCUGCCAACCACCAGUUUCUGUCUAGUGCUUCUUUGUACGUUCAGGUUUAAUAGUCUCGUCACAUAGCUUCAAACACACAUAACUGUCUCCAUAGUCAAGAAAGCAUAGAAUUAAGAAUGUUUGGAGCAUCUAUCCUGUUGUACCCAACGUUCUGAUUCUAGAACUCACCCCAACCUACCAACACACCUGUCCUUCUACCUGGUUUAAUGUUUGGGUUAAACAUGCCUAACCAGGAUUAGAAACACAAAAAGAACAAAGGUGCAGGAGUCAGAAGACAAAGCUUUAAUGAAGAACAAUCAGAACAUCAGCUGGACUAUGGGAUAGGAGUGUGUGUGUGUGUGUCUUUUCUUCUACAUACAAUCUUCUCUGUGAAGAGGUUUAUCUGUCCUUCCUCUAAAGGGCAUGCUCCAGAAUCAUGCAACAUCAUCACUUUCAUCAUCACCGCCUACUGAAGCCCAACACAACCUCAUAUCCUCUAAUACGUGGAGUGAUUGCUCUGGUUUGCAUUCUGGAUGGGCGUGGUCUAGAACAAUUCUAUUAUGUUCAUCCUGUAUGCCCCGGCAACCUUAUUCAAGCACAGAUAAGGUAUUAGAAAGGAUAU